Messenger RNA from Leptonychotes weddellii (Weddell seal), 846 nucleotides. The record is from RefSeq and is a predicted model, not a curated record. Lineage: Eukaryota; Metazoa; Chordata; Mammalia; Carnivora; Phocidae.
AUGCCUGCAGAAAGUUUGGCCAGGGGUUUAGUUGUCAUUAAAUUGUUGACUCUCGCUGACAAUGGUCUAUAUUGUCCUUGCUUUCAGUGUGGAAUAAUUUAUUGGCUAUUUGGUGGUGCUGUCAGGAACCUUGGAAGCCCAGAACAUGUCACUAAGUGGCUUCAGCCACUCCAGGAGCAGAAAUACACUGGGAUGUUUGCAAUGACCGAGAGGGGCCAUGGGAGCAACGUGAGAGGGAUCCAGACCGAAGCCACCUUUGACCUCUCUGCACAGGAGUUUGUGAUCAACACGCCAUGUGAAAAUGCUGAGAAGAUGUACAUUGGAAAUGCGAUGUAUGGGAAUUAUGCCGCGGUCUUCGCUCAACUCAUCGUAAACGGAAGAUCGCAAGGGCCCCACUGUUUCAUUGUUCCCAUCCGCGAUGAAAACGGAAGCUUGUACCCAGGAGUGACAGCUAUUGAUAUGAUGUACAAGGAAGGUCUGCACGGUGUGGAUAAUGGGAUUUUAAUAUUUCACAAGGUUCGGAUACCAAGGGAGAACCUGCUGGAUAAGUUUGGUUCUGUGGCUCCAGAUGGGCAGUACCAUUCCCCUAUUAAGAACAAGAGUGCAAGAUUCAAUGUGAUGCUGGCAGCGCUGACCCCUUCGAGAUUAGCUGUGACUUUCCAAGCUAUGGGUGCCAUGAAGUUGGUACAGUUGUGCUGCUGUAAAUACCCACGCUCAGUACGAAGCCAGAGACCUCAUGCCCAUGGGCACUGCGUCCUGCGGUUCUUAAAGGGUGUUGAGUUCGAAGUCCCGAAUCAGGAACAGCUCAGCCGGUCGGUCCCCUUGGCUGAAUCGUCUGACAAAUGA